Mercurialis annua (annual mercury) is the source of this 4102-nucleotide messenger RNA. Its product is annotated as protein PLASTID MOVEMENT IMPAIRED 1-RELATED 2. Lineage: Eukaryota; Viridiplantae; Streptophyta; Magnoliopsida; Malpighiales; Euphorbiaceae. The record is from RefSeq and is a predicted model, not a curated record. The transcript has 2 exons. Bases 434 to 3733 code for a protein of 1099 amino acids.
UUCUGCCACUCGUGAAAAUUUCCGGAAAAUAAAUGCAAGAAAUUUCAACAUUUUUCCCAGAAAAUCCCACCAACUUUUUAUUUUGUAUCUUCUGGUUACUAUAUUUCUUCAUGAAAUUGAGCCAAUUUAAUGAUAAUUGACUGCAAUUCUUGCAUUCUUUGUUCCUUCAGAGAGAAGAAAUUUUUUAAUUUAGGUAAGUGAACUAUUUCAUUUAUGUGUGAUCAAUUUGAUUGUAAUUUUGUAGCUUUAAAUCUGUUUCCAUUCGAUUGAAUGUUAGAGAUUUUUUAAGUUCUUAUGAUAUUUCAAUUUUGCUUUGUUCGUUGUUUAAAUGAGUAAUUUUGAAGAUAUUGUAUAUACUGAAUUGGGGAAGUAUUUUUAUGGUGAAUUGUGUUAUAAAUGAGAGUUUGGUCUGUUAUUUUCCUUUGAUGUGAAAAUGAUGCAACAAAAAGUUAGUUCUGGAAAUGAUUGCGGUGAUGGGAAUUCCAGUAAUGGUCAGUUGCUGCGUGACAUUGAGGAAAUUAGUAAAGCACUUUACUUGCAGAAGGCCCCUCAAGAGGGUUUGGUUUCGCGACCCGCUGGUAGGUCGAAAUCAGUUGAGAAACCUCGGUUAUCGGAGUUGAAUUCGACUCUGAAUCCUAGAAAUGUUAGUUCAAUUGUAUCAUUUAAGGAUAAGAAACCGUCUUCGGGAUGGAAUUGGAAGAAGCCCUUAAAAGCAUUAACUCAUAUUGGUUAUCAAAAGUUCAAUGUUUGUUUCUUUUUACAUGUGCAUUCUAUUGAAGGGUUGCCCUUGAGUUGUAGUGAUAUGAACUUGUUUGUGCAAUUAAAGAGAAAGGAUGAGGUUUUGCAGACACGACCCUUUCGGGUUGUGAAGGGUAUUGCGGAAUUUAAUGAGACUUUGCUGCAUAAAUGUUGUGUAUAUGGAAGUAGAAGUGGACCUCACAAUUCGGCAAAGUAUGAAGCUAAACUUUUCUUGAUUUAUGCAUCUGUUGUUGGGGCUCCGGGGAUUGAUAUGGGGAAGCAUUGGAUAGAUCUUGCGAGACUAUUGCCAGCCACUUUGGAGGAAUUGGAAGGGCAAAAGAGUACUGGUAAAUGGACGACAAGCUUUAAACUCGAAGGCAUGGCCAAAGGUGCUACUCUAAAUGUGAGUUUUGGAUUCUCGCUGGUCAAGGACAAUUUAAGUGAAUCUAGAAGAAAUAUGAUUGUUUCCGAGCUUGUAAACUUAGUUGACGAGAGGUCAUGUAUGCCAGGGCCAAUAACAAGUUCUAGGCUAGCUAACAGCAAUGGUAUGCUUCGGCGGGUUGGAAGUGUUCCUAGUGAUCUUGACCGUAGAUCUCCUCGCGCUUCUCAGUCUGUUGAUUCGAAGAUUUACGAUGACGUUUCAUCAAACCUGGGGUUGGAACUCUCAAAUUCAAUUAAGUUUCUAUAUCAGAAACUCAAUGAGGUGAAUAUACACAGUUCGGAAAAGCUUCGUUCCUUAUCUGAAGAUGUGAAGGCGCAUAAAUUAAAGCUUAGUCUGGAGUUUGAGCCUGACAAAGAUAAUAGUGGAUAUGAAGAUCAUAGCUCUGAGUUUACGAUUAUUGACCAGGGAGUAGAAAUGCCCAAAAAGGAGGAUUUGGUAAUAGAAGGGCGUGAUAUUCAUCCUGUUGAUGAUAUUGGUAUUGAAACAAUUGAUGUGGAUGAAAUUUUUAAGGAUGAUGAUACUGAGCUUGAUGAGAAGAAAAAAAUUAUUUCAGAGGAUGGCGUUUCUGAUAAUUAUGCGGGUCUGGUUUUGGUGGAUGACUGCGAAUAUGAAGAAAGCAGUACUUACAGAAAAGGAUCUUGCAUUGAAGAAGAGCUGGAGUUAGCUUUGAAUAAUUUUUUAACUUCAGAAUCUGCAGAUUUGGAAUAUCCUUUAUCCAUGUGCGAGUUUGUAGAGCAGGAGAAUUACAUGGAGACUAAAUCAAAUUACAAGGCUGAUAAAGUGAUUGAAAGAUCCUGCAGUUUGGAUGAACUCACAGAAUCUGUGGCGUCUGAUUUCUUAAAUAUGCUGGGGGUUGCGCAUAGUCCCUUUCGUCUGAGUUCAGAUAGCGAUCUUGAUUCUCCUAGAGGGCGUUUGCUAAGAGAGUUUGAAGAAGAAGCCAUAUCGUCUGGCAACUAUUUUAUAGAAUGUAAUGCAGAAAGCAAGGAUAAAGAGUUUAAUUGCGUAGAUCCGAGUGGUUCAGACUGUGGGGACCUUUCUUGGGAUUUUAAUUUCUCUACGGCGGAGGACCACAAGAGGGCAAGUCAAUUACUAACUAGAAGAAGGAAGGCUAAGGUCCUUGAAGAUUUGGAGACUGAAGCUUUAAUGAAAGAAUGGGGUUUGAAUGAGGAAGCGUUUCAGAAUACGCCACGCCAUUGUUCCGAUGGAUUUGGAAGUCCGGUUGAGCUACUUCCCGAGGAGUCAGUUGAAUUACCUUCGCUUGGAGAUGGCUUGGGACCUUGUAUUCAGAUAAAAGAUGGGGGUUUUGUGCGGUCUAUGAAUCCUUCUCUUUUCAAAAAUUCCAAAAAUGUUGGGAGCUUGGUUAUGCAAGUUUCACAUCCCGUUGUGCUACCUGCAGAACUGGGUUCUGAUAUUAUUGAGAUUUUACAGCAUUUGGCAUCAUUUGGAAUUGAGAGAUUAUCAUCGCAGUUAAACAAAUUAAUGCCUAUGGAGGAUAUCAAUGGCAAGACAUUGCAACAAGUGGCACACAACGCCGCAAUUCCUGUUAGGCAAAUUCCGCUUUGUUGUGAAUCAUUGUUUGAUCAAGACACAAUUUUAGAUGCCGAGAUGGAGCCUGACUAUGUAACUGUUGAACAACUUCUCCCUUUUGCAAUGAAUACGAUACAAACCAUGUCAAUGGAAGGUUUGAAAAUUCAGUCUGGCAUGUCCGAGGAGGAGGUACCGGCAUCAAGCGUCGGGCCCAAGCCUAUUAUAAAGAUGCCAGCUUUUGAAGGGAAGAGGGCAAACCUCGGAUGGUUUCUCAGUUCAGAGGGCGCUGCAGAAUUGCGAGCACUGGAUGCUGAAGAAAGAGGCAGUGAUAUUGAUAGAUUAUUGGAUCUUUCUUUAACAUUGCAGGAUUGGUUAAGGCUUGACGCCGGAAUCAUUGAUGACGAAGACCAAGUUAGUGAGCACGCAGUAAAUAUCCUGGCUGCCCAUCAUGCUAAGUGCAUGGGCUUUAAGGCAUCUGGUAGAAGGCAAGGAAUACUGGGUAACAACCUUACUCUAGCCUUUAUGCUGUUGCUUAGAGAUCCUUUUCGGAAUUACGAGCCAGUUGGCGCCUCAAUGAUUGCUUUAGUACAAGUUGAGAGAUCUUUCUUCCAUUUUAAGCCAAUGUUCUAUAAUACGGCGUUAGACGGAAGCAGCAAUGAAUGUAUUCAAAACAAGGAUACAGAUGAGGACAGGUCAUCAGAGCAGUGUACACUUGGAUUUAAAAUCACUGAAGUUCAUCUCUCCGGGUUGAAAACUGAGCCUGGGAAGACGCAGCACUGGGGUACGAAAACGCAGCAGCAGUAUGGAACCCGCUGGCUGCUUGCCUGUGGCGUGUCAAAGGCCUCUAAGCAAUCAUUUUCAAAAUCAACUGCUGUUGUUGCCUCACAUCGACAGUUGAGGCGGAGGAUCCGGAACAAGGAUGUCUUGUGGAGCAUAAGCGGUCAUGAGAAUGACACGAGAAGAAAUUGGAAGGACUCGAUGGGCUUGGUUCAAUAUAUGAGGAACCCUGAUGUCAUGUUUGCUUAAUGAAAGCAUACAAAUUUCCGGAUGGGAUUGGUUCGAUAUAUGAGGAAUGCUAAUGUCAUCUUUGCUAAAUGAAAGCAUACUAAUUUCCGACUAGUCGUAGUAAUUGUAUUAGAAUACACGUUUUUGUUGAUCGAGUGGACCAAGCAUAUUUGUUGAUAUCUUGGGUAUACAUCGGCCAUCAGAAUACACUUCGCCAGGAACAAAUUAUGAUAAGUGAUGUAAUAAAAGAUAGUAAUGGAAUUUUUUUUAUACCUGAUGUAUAGGCUCUUCCUUUUAAUUUUAUAUUUUUGAGUCAUUGUAAGUGAAGCUAAUGAUUUCUUGAGAACUCUGACUUGCAAUAUGAAAUUUUAGUUGUAGGCAAUUGCCAUA